AUGGACGGUUUUCUCGACAUUUUUUGGAGCGUUUGUGCCGCGGUUGGGACGUUAUACAUUCUUUGGGUAGCGAUACAGUUGCUCAGUGGGCUGUGGGGCGGGAUCUUCGCCUACAUUCUCGUUCCCCUCGGUUUGGGGGGCGGGUUGGUGGAUCUCCGGGUGUACGGCCCGUGGGCCGCGGUGACGGGGGCCUCGGAGGGAAUAGGGAGAGGGUACGCUCUGGAACUGGCCCGGAGAGGUCUGAACGUUGUUCUAAUGAGUCGCUCGAGGGAAAAGUUGGAGAAGGUUGCGCGUGAGAUCAGGGAGACCCACGGUCGAGAUGCCCUGAUCGUUCCAGUUGACUUCACCCGAGGCCCGGCCGUGUAUGAAACACUCCGGGAGACCCUUCAUCAACUGGACAUAGGGCUAUUAGUGAACAACGUCGGUCUCUCUCACAAGUAUGCCCAGUAUUUCCUCGAGCUUGACAUGCAGAGAGCAAGGGACAUUAUUGAGCUCAACUGUCAAGCGAUGGUUCACAUGACCCACCUCCUGCUGCCACGUAUGGUAGACAGAGGACGUGGUGCUAUCAUCAACAUCUCCUCAUACAGCUCCGCCCACCCUCAACCCCUUCUCGGGCUCUAUUCUUCCACAAAGAAAUUAGUGAACUUUUUCUCUGAGGCUCUGUCUGAGGAGUACUCUCGACGCGGGAUUCUUGUUCAGACCGUGAUACCGCACUUUGUGUCCACGGAGAUGACCAAAAUCAGACGAAAUAUUUUCGUGCCAACAGGUGCGGAUUAUUCCAAAUCUGCUGUCGGUACCAUUGGAAUCCAGGGAACCACUUAUGGCUGUCUACCUCACGCCAUUGUCUGCUCUCUCACCAAUUUGACCCCGAAAUUCAUUAUCACUAGACUGGCCUUUGCUGUCUUGUCCUACGCACGCUCUAGAUACCUUAGACUCGCUUCGAAAAAGUAA
Geodia barretti is the source of this 951-nucleotide messenger RNA. The record is from the annotation of a GenBank genome assembly. NCBI's taxonomy places the organism in Eukaryota, Metazoa, Porifera, Demospongiae, Tetractinellida, Geodiidae.